AUGGCCGACGCGCGCCCUACCCAACGAACCACCCAUCGGCCUAACCGUCCCCACCAACCCACCACCCCGACCCCGAUCUUUUCCCCAACAGACCUAGGCGAACUCCUCCACGCCUACGGCGACAACCCGCCCUCCCUCCCCACCACCCUCACAACCCUCGACUCCAUCCUAACAGACUUCAUAACGGAAACCUGCCACUCCGCCGCCUUAUCGGCCUCUUAUUCCCGCCGGCAAAAAAUCAAAAUCGACGAUUUCAAAUUCUUGCUACGCCGGGAUGAAGGGUUACUUGGCAGGGUGUUGGAGCAGAUGUGGAAGGAGAGGGCGAUGAAGGAUGAGAGGAAGGGGGUGGAUUUGGAGGCUUUUGGGAGAGUGGAGGGGUUGGUGGGGGUGGUGGAGCAGGGGGGUGUUGUGGGGGAGUUGGUGAGGAGGAGAGGUGGUGGGGCUGGUGGGAGGAGGGGCAAGAGGAAGGGUGGGGAGGGUGGGGAUGGGGAGGGGCGCAAGGUUAAGAAGGCGAGGAGUGAGGAUUAG
This is a messenger RNA of Recurvomyces mirabilis, 528 nucleotides long. RefSeq lists its product as uncharacterized. The record is from RefSeq and is a predicted model, not a curated record. The coding region runs from base 1 to 528 and encodes 175 amino acids. Gene Ontology annotation, molecular function: protein heterodimerization activity. NCBI's taxonomy places the organism in Eukaryota, Fungi, Ascomycota, Dothideomycetes, Mycosphaerellales, Teratosphaeriaceae. Gene Ontology annotation, cellular component: transcription factor TFIID complex. The transcript has a single exon. Gene Ontology annotation, biological process: transcription by RNA polymerase II; RNA polymerase II preinitiation complex assembly.